GGGAAAUGUAGUUCCCGGCUGAAGGGGAACAGGGUUUGGGGCUGGGAGGGCGCGCAGGCAGGCGCGCGGCGGGCAGGCCUGGAGGGGGCGGGUCCGCGUGGGCCUCGGAGCCUCCCGCCCAGCCCGAGGAGAGGUCACAGCGGGAGCCUGCCGCCGCCUGGCCGCUGCCGCUAUCGCCGCGAGGUCUGAGUGCCGGGGCUGCAGCCAUGGCCUACUGCCGGCAGGAAGGGAAGGAUCGAAUCAUAUUUGUGACCAAAGAAGACCAUGAAACCCCAAGCAAUGCAGAGCUGGUGGCUGAUGACCCCAACGACCCAUAUGAGGAGCACGGAUUGAUCCUGCCAAAUGGAGACAUUAACUGGAACUGCCCGUGCCUUGGGGGAAUGGCCAGUGGCCCCUGUGGGGAACAGUUCAAGUCGGCCUUUUCCUGCUUCCACUAUAGCACAGAGGAUGUCAAGGGGUCAGACUGUGUAGACCAGUUCCGGGCCAUGCAGGAAUGCAUGCAGAAAUACCCCGACCUCUAUCCUCAGGAGGACGAGGAGGAGGAGGAGGAGGAGAAGAAGAAGCCAGCAGAACGUUUAGAAGAGACAGCUUCCACUGAGGCCACUGCAACCAAAGAAGAGGAGGGGUCAAGCUAAUGAAGGCCAUAAGGCACUGGGCUCCAGUCCUUCUUCUUCAGAGUGAUAUGAACCUUUUGUAAGAUGCCUUUUGGUCAUUCUCCGAGAACGUGUCUUUCCCUCUGUUGUUCUGUGCACUAUAAUGUACAAAAUAACUUAUUUUGAUGAUCGGGGGUCUUGGUCCUUUGACAUAUACACUGGAAAAAAUGUAUGUGUGUCUCCCAUAAACCUAUCGGCAAAUGUAGCUGUCACUUUCAAAUUCUCAGAUUAUCCUGAAUUUUGCCUCUUUGAAAUAAUGUGCUGACUAUGCUCAGCAACUAGAAAUCAUUAUCUGGGAGUAUCUUGUGAGUGAGCUGAUUUAUUCUGAUUGAUUAUAUGCUCUUGUAGAUUUUAUACCCCUGUGGGAAAUGAAAUAGAAACAAACCAUCUUCCUUUAAAAAUGCUGGAGUGGGGCCAUUCCCAGUACAAGGCCAGAUGAUCAGAUACGUAUUUCUCAUGAACCGUCUUGAUCUUGAGUAUGUGAGGAGGUACUAUAGUUCAUUUCUGAUGCAUUUUGGUUUCCAUUUUCACUUUGAGCUCCAGGUUUUCCGUGUUUAGAAAUUGGAACUGUGGACACUCUGAUUCACAGUCCCUUUCUAAGUGAAGAGAAAGGCUGGUUUUGCUGUUGUUGUUCUUCCACAAGCCCUGGUUUGGGGCCUCUGUUCAUGCUGGCUCUGUGUCAGCCUGUUCAAUGCAAUGUUCUUGAGAGGUGGGGACCUAAUUGUUACCAAAGUAGCAGCCAAGAGAAGAAACGGCGUGUAUUUAGUCACUUAAAAGGAAAAUAAGACUUUUACCUGGUGUUGAAUGUGUCCUUUGUUUUUACUAACUAAAAAUGUUUUUGCUAUAAGGAAAUAUAAAUAUGAAAAGUUCACUGAAAUUCCUCCUUGAAGAUACUGGUAAGCCAGUUUGAGUCCAUUAAAAUUUUCGGUGUUGAAUUCA
Leopardus geoffroyi (Geoffroy's cat) is the source of this 1592-nucleotide messenger RNA. It is a transcript of the gene CHCHD4, whose product is annotated as coiled-coil-helix-coiled-coil-helix domain containing 4. The coding region runs from base 207 to 635 and encodes 142 amino acids. The transcript has 3 exons. Gene Ontology annotation, molecular function: protein-disulfide reductase activity. Lineage: Eukaryota; Metazoa; Chordata; Mammalia; Carnivora; Felidae. Gene Ontology annotation, cellular component: mitochondrial intermembrane space. Gene Ontology annotation, biological process: protein import into mitochondrial intermembrane space. The record is from RefSeq and is a predicted model, not a curated record.